GCAGAGGCAACGACAGCAGGGUUUCUCUCAUGUCAGUUGUUGAUUUCAGUCUGCCAGUUGCCAGUACUCCCAACAAUACCAUCCCGUUAGGCUUCUCAUUCGAACAUUCCAUUUGCUCGGCGAUAUCCAGCAUCAGACAUCCCUCAAUUUAUUUAACCCAACCAAGUAUAUCUACAACCCUACUAUUAUCACCAUCAACAUGGCCCCUCAGUUGAACGAGGAGGAGAUUGACGAUCUCAUCUAUUUCGCCCGCGCGGGUGAGAAGGAUGACUUGUCCACCACGCUCACUGAGCUUGCCGAGAGGGAGAAGGUUUCGGUCGCAGAGAUUCUUGCAAGCGCAAAGGAUGAGGGCAAGUCGACUUGCUUGCACAUGGCGGCGGGCAACGGCCAUUUGGACAUCGUCACCCUCAUCCUCUCAGAGUUCACCUCCCGGCCAAAGGAGGAGAAGCAGGCGUAUCUUGACGCCGCCAACGAGUACGGCAAUACUGGUCUUCACUGGGCCGCUCUCGGCGGCCAUCUCGACGUGAUCAAGCUGCUUAUGGCAGCUGGUGCGUCGCCGGCUCUGGCCAACGACAAGAACUACGUGCCCUUGGACCUGGCCAGCUUUGGCGAGAAGCACGACGUGGUGGAUUACUUCCUCGAGCAGGCAGGUGGUCUUGAGGACAAGAACACAGCGGAAGGCCUCAAGGCCGCUGCUGAGGGUUUGAAGGUGGAUGAUGACGGAAAUGUCGAGUUCAAGAUGUCUGUUGGCGACACUUCCGAGGCUUCGGGUUCCGGCUCGGCGCAAAAAUAGGAAAUACGAAGAAGGACGGUUGCUGGGGAGACUUGAGGGUUCAGGUGUUGGAUGAUACCACAUAAACACGAUUCAUGGCAUUUGUUUUUCUGUCUUGUUAGGUGCAUAAAAUUGACGGGUAUAAAACGGCAAAGGUAUUAUGGGCUUGGGAUGACGAACCCAAGCGUUGAGAUAUCUCAGUGCUUACCAUUUGAUAAGACAGAAUAGUAAGCG
Molecule: messenger RNA, 1006 nt
Organism: Neurospora hispaniola
Lineage: Eukaryota; Fungi; Ascomycota; Sordariomycetes; Sordariales; Sordariaceae
Product: ankyrin repeat-containing domain protein
Exons: 2
Coding region: 200-793 (197 amino acids)
Biological process (GO): protein localization to ciliary inversin compartment
Cellular component (GO): ciliary inversin compartment
Molecular function (GO): protein binding
Source: RefSeq, a predicted model, not a curated record